This is a messenger RNA of Pipra filicauda (Wire-tailed manakin), 4431 nucleotides long. RefSeq names its product zinc finger protein 598, E3 ubiquitin ligase (gene ZNF598). Gene Ontology annotation, biological process: protein ubiquitination; rescue of stalled cytosolic ribosome. Gene Ontology annotation, molecular function: ubiquitin protein ligase activity; ribosome binding. The record is from RefSeq and is a predicted model, not a curated record. NCBI's taxonomy places the organism in Eukaryota, Metazoa, Chordata, Aves, Passeriformes, Pipridae. Bases 34 to 2721 code for a protein of 895 amino acids. The transcript has 12 exons.
UGUCCCGGCCGCGCUGUGCGAGCGCGCCUCUCUAUGGUGGUGCGGCGCUCUGGCCCGCGCUCGGUGGUGUGGGCGGGGCGGCGCGGGGCCGAGGCCGCCAUGGCCGCCAUGGCCGGCGCGGGGCCGGGCCCGGCCGAGGGGCCGUGUGUGCUGUGCUGCGGGGAGCUGGACGUGCUGGCGCUCGGCCGCUGCGAGCACCCCAUCUGCUACCGCUGCUCCGUGCGGAUGCGGGCGCUCUGCGGCGUCCGCUACUGCGCCGUGUGCCGGGAGGAGCUGCGGCAGGUGGUUUUUGGGAGGAAGCUCCCAUCCUUCUCCUCCAUAGCCCUUCAUCAGCUGCAGCAUGAGAAGAAAUAUGACAUUUAUUUCAUGGAUGGGGAGGUCUAUGCCCUGUACAGGAAGCUGCUGCAGCACGAGUGCUCCUUGUGCCCCGAUGCCAAGCCCUUCAACACCUUUGCAGACCUGGAGCAGCACAUGAGGAAGCAGCACGAGCUCUUCUGCUGCAAACUCUGUGUCAAACACCUAAAGAUUUUCACCUCUGAAAGGAAGUGGUAUUCCAGGAAGGACCUGGCCCGGCACCGGAUCCACGGGGACCCCGACGACACGUCCCACCGGGGGCACCCCCUGUGCAAGUUCUGCGACGAGCGGUACCUGGACAACGACGAGCUGCUCAAACACCUGCGCAGGGAUCACUACUUCUGCCACUUCUGCGACUCUGACGGCGCUCAGGAGUACUACAGUGACUACGAGUACCUGCGGGAGCACUUCCGCGAGAAGCACUUCCUGUGCGAGGAGGGCCGGUGCAGCACGGAGCAGUUCACGCACGCCUUCCGCACCGAGAUCGACUACAAGGCCCACAAGACAGCCUGUCACAGCAAGAGCAGGGCCGAGGCCCGGCAGAACCGCCACAUCGACCUCCAGUUCACCUACACCCCCCGGCACCCCCGCAGGAACGAGGGUGUUGUAGGUGCAGAGGACUAUGAAGAGGUUGACAGGUACAACAGGCAAGGGAGGACGGGCAGGUUGAACGGCCGGGGGAGCCAACAGAACAGGAGAGGCAGCUGGAGGUACAAGAGGGAAGAAGAAGACAGGGAUGUUGCAGCAGCAGUCAGGGCGUCUGUGGCAGCCAAACGGCAGGAAGAGAAGAAAAGGGUGGAGGACAAAGAGGACGGCGGCAGCAGCAGGGGGAAGAAGGAGGAUUUGAGGGAUCCCGACGUGCUCGGCUCCAAACGUGUGCCAAAGGCUCCGAACGAUGUGGCAGAAGCAGCUGCUAACGGUGCUCUCAGCCAAGACGACUUUCCAGCAAUUGGCUCGCCAGCAGGACCUCUCCAAGGCUCUGCCCAGCCAGCACUGGUUAAGCUUAAAGAAGAAGAUUUCCCAAGCCUGUCAUCCUCUGCAGCUCCCACCAUCUCGUCUGGGAUGUCUCUGACAUACACAGCGACUGCAAAGAAAGCGGCCUUCCAAGAGGAGGACUUCCCAGCCCUGGUGUCCAAAAUGAAGCCCAACAAUAAGACAGUAACUAACAUCACAUCUGCGUGGAACAACGGUUCCAGCAAAAACGUGGUCAAAGCCAUCACCAACCCCUGUGUCAGCCAGCCAGCCAAAAAACCAUCCUUGAACACCUCGAAGGGAAGUAAGAAGAGCAAUAAACUCUGUGAGUCGGACGACGAAGACGGCGGCGGUGGCUUGACCACCCAGGAGAUCCGGAACACGCCGACCAUGUUCGACGUCUCGUCCUUGCUGGCGGCUUCUACCUCACAGACUUUUACGAAAGUGGGCAAGAAAAAGAAGGUGGGGGUUGAGAAGCAGAGACCGUCGUCCCCACGCCCGUCCCCGGACACGGCGUUCCCCAGGCCAUGCGCGGAAAAGCCCCCGGAAGCAGAGCAGCCCUCCAGGGUGUUCCCUGCUCCCCAUGGCCCUGACAGACCCACAGCUGUCAUGAAUGGUCACUCGGAAAAGUCCUCAGCGGUCUGUGGUACACCCAAAGAGCCCCCCGGCCUUAAAAAGCCCACAGUGACUAACAAAUGCCCUUUACCUCAGGAAGACUUCCCAGCUCUUGGGAGCUCAGGAUCAGCCAGGAUGCCCCCGCCACCAGGCUUUAACUCCGUGGUGCUGUUGAAGAACCCUCCUCCGCCUCCGGGCCUGUCGGUGCCUGUCAGCAAACCCCCCCCGGGCUUCGCUGUCAUUCCAUCCACCAACAUCUCUGAACCUGUCACUACAGCUCUGAAAGAGCCAAAACCCUGUCAUGGAUCAUACUUGAUACCUGAGAACUUCCAGCAGAGGAACAUCCAGCUCAUACAAUCCAUUAAAGAAUUUCUUCAAAGCGACGAGUCCAAGUUCAAUAAAUUUAAAACUCAUUCUGGGCAGUUCAGGCAGGGUGUGAUCUCUGCAGCACAGUACUACAAGAGCUGCCGAGAGCUGCUGGGGGAGAACUUCAAGAAGAUAUUUAAGGAGUUGUUGGUGCUGCUGCCGGACACGGUGAAGCAGCAGGAACUGCUCUCUGCUCACAACGACUUCCGAGUCAAGGAGAAACAAAGCUCCAACAGGCCCAAAAAGAACAAAAAGAACGUUUGGCAGGUGGACUCCCCCGUGGACCUCGACUGCUACAUCUGCCCCACGUGUAAGCAAGUGCUGACUCAGCAGGACGUGGUCACCCACAAAGCUUUGCAUAUUGAGGAUGAGGAGUUCCCUUCCUUGCAGGCAAUCAGCAGGAUCAUCAGUUAGCUUUCCUGAGGGCCCACGCACCAGGCUCUGGCUCUGGAGAUGCACUUUUGGAAUGAGGUUUGGCAGCGUAGAGUGGCUGAGGGCCGGUUGAGUCAGUGAGGAGCAGGUAAUUUGGGGAGCCCUCUCGGGGCAAAGGGAUCAUGGGAAUGUGCUGGAGCUCAUCCCUCCCACAGUCUGAGCUCCCAAAAUCUGGGGUAGGGUUAGGCUGAGCCGCAGGGUGGGCAGGCAGGGGCUCCUUCCUCCUGGAACAUGCAAUAGCUGGGAAUCCUUUCUGAUCUGCAGACUGACAGGGGACACGAUAGGGGAAUAAGUAUCUGGUUUGGGGGUUUCUUUCUGGUUUUGGGGUGGGGGAAGAUUAGGGAAUCACUGAAAUGAACAGAAGUGGCUUCCCUUAUAACAUUCUGAUUUUUUUGUGCUAUUUCAGUGAAGAUCACACUAGUCAGGGGUACAAAGGUGCAGGAAAGAUGCUGCUCACUGGUGUGACCAGGAGCGCUGCAAACACUGGGCUGCAGAGUUUCCUGUCUGCAAACAGAGUCCAUUCUGCUGCUUGAAGAAUUGGGCUGGUCUGUGCAAGAUUUGAAGUUGCCUCUGACCUUUUCUGUAACAUGUUCUUUCAAGAAACUGAUUUUGUAGCCCUGCAUGUACAGUAACAGCAUUAAGGCUUUACUCUGUGUAAAGCACACGGGAAUUUUAUUUAAUGACUGCCAUGUUUCUAAUUUCUUGGUUGUAUUACUGGUGGGAGCUCCCAACAGCAUCCUGGGACAUUAAAUGCUGCUGAUCACUGACCAUGUUUUCUGCAGUGCCUUUAAGUGCAUUUCUCUGACACCUGCACCUCCCUCGGUGACACCAGGCUGAUGUAGCUUUGCUCAUGUUUUUUGGCAUCCACAAAUUCCACCUCCUCAGAGGAAGAGGGGGAAUCUCUUCAUCCUGUGAGGUGACUCCUCCAGCAGCAGCUCUGAGGUGCCGGAGUGCCAAGAGCCCUCCCUGCCGUGCACUUCCAUGGCUGUAGUUCAGUGUCUGACCCCUCCCAUCUCCAGGUUUAGUUAUUUUUAACAUGCAGGAAUAAAGCUGAAAUUAAUUUAUGUAAUUUUUAGUGACAAAACACAGCUUUUCUAGAGGCAUCAUUUCCAUGAAAUCAAGCUCAGAGUUAGUCCUGCUACAGCCACUUUUCCUUGCCUUACAAGUUAUUUUUGCUUGCUCAGGCUGCAAAGUGCUUCGGGUUUCUUUUCUGGGUAUUUAAGACUCUUUUGAACACCUGAACGUGUUGUAUUUGGCCCCAAAUGGGGCUGGGGAGGAUGACUUGCCUGCAUGGCUGUUCAGACACUGCAUGAGCACAUGAAGAGUCGGGACAUGUCCCUGUUGCUGCCUCAGGUGGGACCCUGGAUCCGAGCGGGACGCGAUGCCCGAGGCACAGCCACCCCACAGGGCUGGGGGGGAUGUGGGGGGUGCCAGCUGCCCCCACCACUUCAGUCAGCUCCUCUCCCAUCUUUGGUUUGUAAAGUUCAGGGGGCUGAGAUGCAUCUUCCCUGCAGCAGGAUCUUCCCUCUUCCCUUGGUUUUCACUCUUUCUCUGUCAGCAGCUCCCUGGUUCCCUGGGCUGGUGCUGCUGGGAGUUCCCUCGAGGCUCUGGAUCUCCAGGGCCUGCUCUUGCAGUUUCCUUGUUUCUUGUGCUCACCUGAUUAAAUAAAGUUAUUACCAAAUUUUUUUUCUA